Messenger RNA from Pungitius pungitius (ninespine stickleback), 2875 nucleotides. RefSeq names its product membrane-associated ring finger (C3HC4) 2 (gene marchf2). Gene Ontology annotation, biological process: protein ubiquitination. The record is from RefSeq and is a predicted model, not a curated record. NCBI's taxonomy places the organism in Eukaryota, Metazoa, Chordata, Actinopteri, Perciformes, Gasterosteidae. The transcript has 5 exons. Bases 419 to 1171 code for a protein of 250 amino acids. Gene Ontology annotation, molecular function: ubiquitin-protein transferase activity; zinc ion binding.
UUUUUCUUUCCAUGGAGGGUCCCUCCCUCCCUCGCUCCCUCCUUCCCUUCCGCAGCAGCCCGUCCGUGAUCCACACGCCGCACCGCGCUGACUCGUCCGGUCGUGUGAGUGUUUAACGCCGGACGGGCAGACAGCUGAUGAUCCGCCUCCGGGGGGCUUAUUUAUAAAGCGCCGUGAAAGCGGAAGCCGGGCCUGCUUGGUGCUAUCGGGCAGCUAGCUGCGUUAGCACGGCGCUAAGUUAGCACACCGUCAGCUAGCUUCACUCUGAGCGUAUUAACGACACAAAAUGGAACAAUAGCCGAACGAGGCGGGUGUCGUGGUGCUUGAAUACAUUUAACAAGAACACGCCGGAAACUCCUCCCUUUUACCUUCCGACCCGCUUUGUCACCUCCGCGGCUGGCGUUCGGCCGCUGUAACCAUGACGACGGGGGGCUGUUGCCACCUGCCGGGCUCCCUGUGUGACUGCGCCGGCAGCCCCGCCGCGUGGAAGGGCGCGGAGGAGGCGGGCGCCGACGGGUGCCAGGCGCUCUACGUGGCCCAGGUCACCGCCAUAGACGGGCAGCUGCUCUCCUCCGUCCUCAAACCCAUCAGCCCGCAAAGCGAUGGGCCCAUCUGCCGCAUCUGCCACGAGGGAGGCGGCGCCGAGAGCCUCCUGUCUCCCUGCGGCUGCACCGGCACGCUGGGCACGGUGCACAAGAGCUGCCUGGAGAGGUGGCUUUCGUCUUCCAACACCAGCUACUGCGAGCUGUGCCACUCGGACUUCAGCAUCGAGCGCCGGCCCCGCCCCCUCACAGAGGUAACACAGUGGCUGCAGGACCCGGGCCCCCGCAACGAGAAGAAGACGCUGUUCUGCGACAUGGUGUGCUUCCUGUUCAUCACGCCCCUGGCAGCCAUUUCCGGCUGGCUGUGCCUGCGCGGCGCCCAGGACCAUCUCCAGCUGGGCAGCUGGCUGCAGGCGGUGGGCCUCAUCGCCCUCACCAUCGCCCUCUUCACCAUCUACGUCCUGUGGACUCUGGUGUCCUUCCGCUACCACUGUCAGCUCUACUCCGAGUGGAGGCGAACCAAUCAGAAAGUGCGACUGCUCCUUCCCGAGGCCAAGGGGUCGAACUCUUCCCAGCAUUCAUUGCUCUCCGCCAAACUAAUGAAGAAGUCCAACGACAGUAUAGUAUGAGGCUGACGAGGAGGAUUCUGUGCAGGAAGAAACAAAGAAGAAGAAGAAAAAGCACUUUUUUCAACAAAGAGAAGACUUUGCCCCACCAGUACUUACUUUAGAACAUAUCCGCCCCCCCCCCCCCCCCCCCCCCCCAGUGGGCGCAGAAAUGAGCACAUUCAGGUGACGUCUGUGUGUCGACCACCUCAAGGCCCCGAGGAACAAAGCAGCACACGGAGGAGGGCCUGAGACCUUUUUACCGUCGUCAUGGAUACGAUGGCGACGUCGAAUCGGGGCCAAACGAACUGAACAUGAAGAGUGCAAUAAACGCCUGGUGGACCUGGAGGUCUCCUCACGGCACACGGCGAGGCCUCUCCCAUCAUGCACAGCAAGCGCCGUCGGGCCGUUUCUAUUUCGUGGCGUUUCCUUGUCAUCCAGAGGAGUGGAAGAGGUCCGCUUGGUGAGCCUCCGCUGACCCGCCGGUCAAAGUGCUCCAUCACAGCUCGGCUGUUUGGUGGCUUUUCAAACGACACGCGCCUGGAAUCAGGGAAACGGAAGCAUCCUGCGAGCGUCAAUCCUUCCACCUUCACUUCGAGAGAUUUAUCGUCUCUCAUCGAGAUGGAAAAGGCUUUUUUCUUUGUUUUUUUUCCCCCCCCUCUGCCGCUCCGACGUGAACUUUGACCCCGCCAACAUGAGCGUGUUGGUGGGGACAUUAUGCAAGCUUUGUUUUGGGCUUUUGAUGGACGGCCACCUUCUCUUUUUGUGGAGCAAACGUUGUUUUGUUCUGACGUUACUGAGCAGAAUCUGGUCACGUUGACUUUUGGGUUCAGUAUUAUUGAGUGAACACCUAAAACCGCACAGUCCAUUUAAACGUUUUUUCCUAUUCAGCGAAAUUACAUUUUUUUAUUAACGACGGAUGAACAUACAGGUGAUUUGUUCUUCUUCUCUUGAUGUCAAAUCACAAACAUGUGCAGUACAUCUGGAUUUUAUGCAUAAUGGCGUUAAUGAUGCACACGUAUUUGCUUUUUAACAAUCAGGCUCUUACUUUGACGGGCGUCUUUCUACCUGUUUGACUAGGGGGCUUUACCAGUGACCAGUAACCAGUGGGUGUGUAAGUCCCGCCCCUCCCUUUGGCCUUGCGUCAACACACACACACACACAGUGUCCCACAUUCAGUUAAUCGUUUGUUUGUGUUUUUACUUGAUCUCAGAACAACAGAUUAUGCACGCGGGGGGGUGUUUACGAGCUUAUGAGUCAUCCGUGUUUACUGUCUGUCGGCGACGAGGCUUUAGUCCAAUGAUGAAGACACAUGGGGGGGUGGGGGGGGGGGGUCUGGUGAGAGGUGAAGAGGGGCGGAGCCGUCGCUCAACAACAAAGCGCAGAUGUCCGACCGCAGCGAUGCGUCAUAGCGUGGGACAUUUGUACAAAGUAUGCAGUGCUGCUGCCCCCCCCCCCCCAAAGUCUCCAAAGAGUUUUAACCAUGAUGAAAUACUUACUUUGUAUCCAUAGUUACAUUAUAAAUCCAGAAAUGGGUUCUAAAUCAUUGCUUUCUCUGUAAAUGUUACUUUGUUGUGUUACAUUUCUGUGAUCUUGUACUUUAUGUUGCAGUUCUUAACUAUUUGCAUUUUGAAAUGUUUAUGGUGUGCUGUGGAGAAAAAAAAGAAACUGACUGAAACACUGGGACCUGCUUGCAAAGCAAAUAAAACGUGAUUAAUCACGUGGGAA